Trichogramma pretiosum is the source of this 479-nucleotide messenger RNA. Its product is annotated as high affinity copper uptake protein 1-like. The record is from RefSeq and is a predicted model, not a curated record. Gene Ontology annotation, molecular function: copper ion transmembrane transporter activity. The transcript is spliced from 4 exons. Gene Ontology annotation, biological process: copper ion transmembrane transport. The coding region runs from base 78 to 479 and encodes 133 amino acids. Gene Ontology annotation, cellular component: membrane. Lineage: Eukaryota; Metazoa; Arthropoda; Insecta; Hymenoptera; Trichogrammatidae.
UAUCUGACAUCGUUGGGCAGGCUUAUUAUUAUUUUUCUUAUUUUUGCAAGCCAACUAACGCAAAACAAACUCCAGCCAUGCAUGGGAUGACAUUUCAUUUUGGCCUUCAAGAGACCAUAUUGUUUGACCAAUGGGUAGUAUCCGAUCUAUCUGGGGUCCUCGGGUCGGUCAUCGGCAUCAUUAUCCUGGGUAUGAUCUACGAAGGACUGAAAAAUUAUCGCGAGUAUCUCAACGUGAGCAAAGCAAUUUACAAGCGCAAAGGAGAAACCGAAUCAAGAGCAAAAUCUAUAUUUUCAACGAUUCACGUAGUGCAAACGAUGCUACAAGGCGUCCAACUGAUACUGGGUUACUUACUCAUGUUUAUUUUCAUGACUUACAACGUUUACCUAUGCAUAGCUGUGGUAGUAGGAUCAGUUUUGGGCUACUUCGUAUUCUCAUGGAAGUACGCAAGGUGUGACAUAAGUGAAUGCUGCUCGUGA